UUUUUUGCAUGGAUCUCGAUGCUCCUUCCCCUGGUCAUCCUGGGUGUGGCAGAGACCACAGACCCUUUGACAGAUUUGGAAAAUAUAGCUGGGAAGUUGGUUUUCUACCAAAUGGAGGGAAACGCCACCUAUGUGAGGGACACAGGAGAACUGGCUUCAGAUGUUCCCACUGAGACCAUGUUUGAACUCUUCGAUCCCCAAAAGAAUUUCAGCACAGCAAAGUUCACCUAUACAUGGGACUUAGGGAACGGAGAGGUGAUCCAGGGAACUGAGCCGGUGGUCCGCUAUCACUACUCAGAAUCAGGGAACUACACACUGCGGCUGAAAGUAGGAGCAAAAGUAACCAAAUAUGCACCUCUAAUUACUGACGUCUACUCCACAGAUGUCCAAGUACUCGAUGCCAUUAAACACAUCAAGCUGAAUGGGCCUUCAGAUUAUGAGGUGUCUCAGAACACCAGUUUGGCUUUUCAUGUUGAUGGAAGUCCUCCUAUAUGGGUGUGCUGGCGUUUCCUGCCCAACUGUGUGCCGGACAUGAUUGGGGGCUGCACGCUGAUAGUGCUGUAUGAAAACACCCUGCGACUGAACCACACCUUCACCUCUACCGGCGUCCACUGCUUGGACAUUAGUGUCCGCAAUGACAUCAGCAAGCUGCAGACCUCCUUCAGCCUUUAUGUCAGGAGAAACAAUAACCCCCACAUGUUCUUCAUCCUGUCAUGUGCUGCCAUUCUUGUAGCAACCUUCUCCUUUAUCAUGGUCAUCGCCUGCCACCCUCGUCUUUACAACAGAUCACAGGUUGCUACUUCCAGCAACGCCAUAUUCCUGAAGAACCAGGACUAUGAAGGUCAAAGCACGAUUCUUUUUAACUUCUCCAACGUGGGCAGGGGAGAGAAGGAGCCACUCCUCCUGCAGUAUGGCAAUCAAUACUUGAGUUAA
Molecule: messenger RNA, 933 nt
Organism: Perca flavescens (yellow perch)
Lineage: Eukaryota; Metazoa; Chordata; Actinopteri; Perciformes; Percidae
Gene: tmem130
Product: transmembrane protein 130
Exons: 7
Coding region: 19-933 (304 amino acids)
Cellular component (GO): plasma membrane
Source: RefSeq, a predicted model, not a curated record